CACAUGCAGACAGAGGGAGAGGGGGGAUGAACGAGGUGCACACAUGUGAGGAUCUCCUGAACUGCCGGGGCAAGGCAGGACUGGUGAAGAGAGAAGAGGAAGAAGAGGAGGAGGAAUAGAGGAAUACUGCAGUGAUCGGCCAGCUUCUCUCCCUCUCUCUCUCACUCUCUCUCGCUGCUUCACUGCUUUCAUCACCCUGUCUUCUUCAUCCCCUUUUCUCCCCUCUGCCAAUUAUACCAUGAACCUGCCUGCUGCUUGUUGCUAAGGGGGAGCCAGCCGGGGGAGCCGAGUGGACCAGGCAUUAUUUUGUAUCUAAGGACUGAGUGAAAAUGGCGGAGGGUUCCAAAGACCAGGGAGGUGUGGGCACCAGCGAUCCAGAGGAGGACUCUCCCAAUAUGAUCGUCUACAGAAAGAUUGAAGACAUUGUUACACGAAUACAAGAUGAGAAAGCAGGAGGUGUCGCCAUCCGGACUGUCAAAAGCUUCCUCUCCAAGAUCCCCAGCGUGGUGUCAGGAGCGGACAUUGUUGCGUGGCUGAUGAAAAACCUCUCCAUUGAGGACAUAGCUGAAGCCAUCCACCUCGGGAGUUUGGUCGCUGCCCAUGGCUACAUCUUCCCCAUCUCUGACCAUGUGCUGACCCUUAAAGAUGAUGGAACCCUUUAUCGCUUUCAGUCUCCUUACUUCUGGCCUUCAAACUGCUGGGAGCCGGAGAACACAGACUAUGCCAUUUACCUGUGCAAGCGCACCAUGCAGAAUAAGGCCAGGCUCGAGCUAGCUGACUACGAAGCCGAGAACCUCGCCCGGCUACAGAGGGCUUUCGCCAGGAAGUGGGAAUUUAUCUUCAUGCAAGCUGAGGCUCAAGUCAAGAUUGACAGGAAGAAGGACAAGGCAGAGAGGAAGAUCCUGGACAGCCAGGAGAGGGCAUUCUGGGACGUCCAUCGGCCAGUGCCAGGCUGUGUCAACACGACAGAGAUGGACAUCCGCAAGUGCCGGAGAGAGAAGAACCCACACAGGGUAAAAAAGUCGGUCUACGGGGUUCCAGAUGACGGCCAGAGCCAGCCGAGUCCGGUCCACAUCAGCUCCCAGCCGAGCAGGAAGCCCACCAAAGAGGACAUUCAGAAGGAGAUUUCCUUCUUGAACAUCCAGCUGGACAGACACUGUAUGAAGGUUUCCAAAGUGGCCGACAGUCUGAUGAGCUACACGGAGCAGUUCAUGGAAUAUGACCCCUUCGUGUCGGCCACGGAGCCUUCAAACCCCUGGAUCGGUGACGACUCGUCCUACUGGGACCUGGAGGCGAGUCGUGACCCCAACCAGCAGCGUGUGAAGAAAUGGGGCUUUUCUCUGGAGGAGGCGCUGAAAGAUCCAGCAGGACGAGACCAGUUCCUGAAGUUCCUCGAGUCAGAGUUCAGCUCAGAGAACCUGCGCUUCUGGUUGGCGGUACAGGAUCUGAAGCGGCGGCCUCUCCAGGAAGUGUCCUCCAGGGCGCAGGAGAUCUGGCAGGAGUUCCUGGCGGAGGGAGCGCCCAGCUCUAUCAACCUGGACUCCCACAGCUACGAGCGCACCAGCCAGAACCUCAAAGACCCCGGACGAUACAGCUACGAGGACGCUCAGGAGCACAUAUUCAAGCUAAUGAAAAGUGACAGCUAUGCACGCUUUCUGCGAUCCAACAUCUACCAAGACCUCCUGUUAGCCAGAAAGAAGCAGCCAGCAGACACUGAACAGGGCCGCCGCACCUCCCUGGAGAAGUUCACGCGCAGUGUGGGCAAGUCAUUGACGGGAAAGCGCCUGACAGGCCUCAUGCAGUCGUCCUGACACAGCCUGUGCUGGAGGGGCACAGCCAGACCCUGUCGGGGGGGGGGGCAGCCACACAGGGGCCGGGGCACAGACAGUGAAGCUGGGCUGGACAGGGCUGCUCCCAGGACUGCUGCUGUACUGGUAGUGCAGCACUGGGCCUGAAGGGGGGGGGGGGGGCCCCAAACAGAACCACUGAAGAAGAGACAAUGCUGACAAGAGGAACCUCAGCCAACACUCCACAUGGCAUGCAGCAUACAGUAUAAGCACAUUCAGACUAGGGCUGCCCUCUUCUCACCACUUAGAUGGCAAACUGGUUGUUAGGCUCUUUGUUGACUGAGCUUAUCAGUUUGUAUUGUUUUCAUUUGGUUUUAUAUACGUGUUUAUUUGGAUAUUAAAAGCACAUUGGUGGUGUCAAAACAAUAUUCUUUGAUAAAAAACAACAUUUAAAAGCUAUUUUCCACAGCAUUUGCCAUGAAUCGAUUAUUGGUUUAGUUGUCCUAAAACAGCUGCGGCCAAAGAGGCACAUCAACACAAAUCUACAAUAUUUUGCAUAAGUCUCUACUCACAAGGCAGACAGCAAUAAAAAAAAGUGAGACCACUUUUUAUUUUUAAGAAAUAUAUCCUUUUUAUAUCCUUAGAAUUUCUAUUAUAUCUGUUACUUAUAAGUCACAUGAAAUGUCAGUUAAAUAGUGAACAUAGUUCAUACAAACUUGUUUUUUUUCCCAUAAAUGAUAUUUAACAAUGUCUACAAAAUAGAGGUUUGAAGGUUUAACUUUCCAUGCUUCAUUACAUUCCAAAAUCUGGCAAAAGGGCUUAAUGUAGCAUUCACAAUGCACCGUUGCAUGUUUCAUCCAAUGUCUUUGUGGAGGAUUUCUUGUUUCUACAACAGUGCUUUGUAAUGAGACUUAAAGCAAAGAUUAACUUAAACUAGUUGGCAAAUUGGGUCAAUGAAUUUCGAGGCUUCAAGUUCCAAAAAAUUCAGGCUGCACAGGCGAAUAAGCAAAAUCCAAAAGUCUGUGUAAAUAACUGAGACAUUUGACUUACUAACACGGCCCCCCUGGUUGUGUGGACCGCAGAGAUUUGAGCUUUUACUCUUCCUUUAGUCACAGUCGUAGUGUGGACAGCCACAAGUGAAGUGUCAUCCAUGUCCGUUUUGGGGGCUCCUAUGUGUAGUUUUUACAAUUUCCAGUGCCAUGGGUCCAUCUAGUGGUGGGUAAACCACAGGACCAGCAACAGAGUGUUACAAUACUGUAUUAAUUCAACGGUGUUAAUCAAGGGACAUCAUGAUAUCAACACUAUAACAUGUUUUCCAAUCAUGGAGAUAUUCCAGGCCUGCUCCCAAUAUGGGAUCAUAUUAGUUUUGUUCUUUUGCUUUUUAAAUGCAUGAAUAUCUCAUCUUUUGUUUGGUCAAAACAAUUAAUCCUGCCCAUUUUAGUUUGGCAACAUGUAUGCCGAGACUCAUUUAAUAAUUAUCUUUUGUUUAAAUGACUAUUGGGAAUAUGGUGCAUGUUAUUGGACUGUAAUGAAGAUAGGGGAAGAUGGUGCGACUCUCCAAAGGCACACAGUCGAGGAAAAGCCCUCAACUGGAGCAACACUCCUCAGUUGACGAAAAUGAAAGCCGUGAAAUGCAUCUGGGACGAUGUUGCACAUGUAAUGGGCUCCAAACAUUGAACAUUAAGGCAACUGCUCAACUGACGGCUGCAAACUGAUUGAGAAGAUGUCCUACAGCGCCCCCAUGAGGCCAGUGACUGCUGCAGUGGCAGUGCUGAAUGAAUGAAUGAAUGAAUGAAUCACUUAUUACUUUCUAUUUAAGUUGUUGCAAUGCACUGUACAGGCCAUAUUAAUAAUCAUCAUAACCCAAUAACCUCUUGAUUAUAAGGUAGAGAGAAAUGCUUAUCAAGAGACGAUGUACCAAAUGUUAUUCUCAGCACAAGCACAAUGACUACAGGGUGCAUUGUAGAUGUAAAUUGGCUAAAUUUCAUUAUCCUAAAGCACACUUUAUUAUGAUAUGGGCACAUUACUAUGCAUGUAACAUAUUCAGGGCAUUUUGUGCUUUUAGUUUCUCAAUCAGCAAGAUGACUACUGGCACUCUAAAACACUCAAGCACCUGCUGUUUAUUCAUGGGUACCAAAUAAUAAAACUCUGGACCUGUC
This is a messenger RNA of Trematomus bernacchii (emerald rockcod), 3946 nucleotides long. Its product is annotated as regulator of G-protein signaling 6-like. NCBI's taxonomy places the organism in Eukaryota, Metazoa, Chordata, Actinopteri, Perciformes, Nototheniidae. Bases 330 to 1811 code for a protein of 493 amino acids. The record is from RefSeq and is a predicted model, not a curated record. Gene Ontology annotation, biological process: intracellular signal transduction; regulation of G protein-coupled receptor signaling pathway; G protein-coupled receptor signaling pathway. The transcript is spliced from 17 exons.